GUGACAGACGUUGCUCCUCCCCAGCUCAGCGGCGUUGAGCUGCAGCUCGGUAUUCACAGCUCAGCCUGUUGUAGAAACACAGCUGACCGCUGCCGCAAGCCCUGUAAGCCGACACCCGUCUGCCGCCUCACCGCCCACCAAAUGCGCCUGUUGGAGGUCCUGCGGAACUCCUCCUCGGACAUGAGGAGCAAACAGAAGCGGAGCGGAAAGCCGCCGCUCCCCGACCGCUUCGACAUGUCCAGCUUCGAGGUUUCCCUGCAGCAGCUCAACGACCUGCUGACGGACGACAGCGGCUUCUACAGCUGGCCCACCAAACACUUCCACGAGGUUUACCCGCGGAUCUACAUCGGCAACGCAUUUGUGGCGACUAAUGUGAUGCGCCUCAAGCGCCUGGGAGUCACUCACAUCCUGAACGCAGCAGAAGGAAACUCCUACAUGCACGUCAACACCAACGCGGAUGUCUACAUGGGCUCAGGAAUCACCUACCACGGCAUCCCGGCCAACGACACCGACCACUUCGACAUCAGCGUCUACUUCGAAGAGGCGGCAGACUUUAUCAAGAAGGCCCUGGCAUACAAAAGUGGAAAAGGUAAAGUGUACGUGCAUUGCAGGGAAGGCUACAGCCGCUCGCCCACCUUGGUCGUCGCUUACCUCAUGCUUCACCAAAAACUGGACGUCCACACCGCUCUGGCCAUGGUGCGGCAGAAACGAGAAAUCGGACCCAACGACGGCUUCCUGCGGCAGCUCUGUCGGCUAAACCAAAGGUUGGCCGCCGAGGGGAAACUGUGGAACAAAUGAGAGACGCGAGUAAACAGAAAUGUGUCGUAGGAAAAUGAAGUAUGCUCAGCUGUACUUUGUUUGCUUUCCGCUUGUUUGAAGCUUGAGUGGCCGGUGAGGGAAAGCUCAGAACAAAGUGAAACGUUUUGACCGAGGAUAACAGGAAGUGUUGUAUCUACUGUAGAUUAACACACACACACACACACACACUGCCCUGUGUUGUGUAUUAGUUAUACUGAAAUGAACAUACCUGUGGGUCAUACACUAGCCGACUCACCUGACCCAUUCAGAUCAGGUAAAAAAAAUAAAUAUAUAAAAAAAAUUAUUGUCAUGUGAAUGUACAAAUAUUCUUCCARGCUUUCUACUUUACUUCAGCUAAAUUGGACAAUAGCUCAAAGUUAGGUUAGGUGAGUUUGCAUGAAAUGGCCCUUUAUCAUAAACAUUGCUUAUAACUUAUUUAACGUAGAACGGGUUAACUAUUGUUACAUAUUCUCUGAAUAUCAGAUUUAUUACAGUUCAGUAGUUAUUUAUCAUGUUCUGUAUGGUUUGUUGUGUUUUCUUGAUGAUUAUCAGUUUAGUUAAUAGGCAUAUAAUACAGUUAUUAUAAGUAGUGAGACUUUAGAUAGAGUUACUGUCACAUCCAGUCUAAUUUGUCCUCCACCCUUCUAGCCAUGGGCCCCUCAUGUUGGCCCCUGUCCGGCUAACACUGCCUACUGUCUCAGUCACAGCCCCUCCCACUGUGAUUACUACAGGAUUUUAUUACAGUAUUUUUGUCUAAUGUCUCUUCUGGACUCUUUGAACAGUAUUGCACUCACCUUUAGAAAUCUGCCUCAGACGUAUUUCUGAAUGAUUUCUUGUGGUUUCUGUGCUUUGCAAAGACUUUAUCACGUUUACGCAGAAAACAAAACAGAAUUUAUAUUGAUGAGGAGAAUGUAAAACAAACAAUAUUGUUUUGAGGUGUAGAAUUAGACGAAUGUUGAAAUUGGCCUAGUAACCAUGACAAUAGCCAUUUUAAGCUCAACUGUAUUCAUGGACAAAAAUACAAUAUUGAAUUAGUAUAAAAUUGUCAAGGAUAAGGAAACAAGUAUGGGGAGAGAAAAAUUAGUAAAUUGUAGCUUUCUGAUCUUGGUCUGGCCAUGAAACAAAAAAAUCCUUAAAUUCUUUGCUUAAGAACACAAGUGGUUUUUAUAAAAUACUAAUUAAUUAGAUUAUUACAAUAGUAAAUAAAAAAAAAUAUAAUAUUGGUACACAAAAGACACACAAAGAAUAAAAAAUUGAGAUUAAGCCAUUUUUAUACAAAGAAUGUAGUAGACAAUGCCUUUUAGCUUAGCAUAAACUCUGCAUUUUGUAGUUUGCGAUAAGCCGACAAGCCUAAAACCAGUGAAGUGUUUAAUGGGUGACAUUAAACACAGUGUUUAAUGUUUUAAAUAUCACUCUCCAAAACAACUAAAUUAUCCUAAUUGUAUAAUUAGGGUUAAUAAUAGCUAAAUAAUUCGAAUAAAGAAAUGACUUUUAGCUUAGCAUAAGUACUGCGUUGUUGUGUUUGGGUAAUUAGCCUAAGUAGCCUAAAACCAACUUUCUGUUUGGUGUGAAAAGAUGAGAAGUGUAGCAAUUUAUUCCUCUAGCUCUAAAAUGUCUGUAAAUAUGAAAGUACUGUGUUUGAGAUUAGUUCUUAAUUUAACUGUUGUAGCUUAGCUUAAACAUUAGGUUUUAGAGUCUGUGUUAAGCUAACUAGCCUAAAGGCAGCUUUGUUUUUGUGCUUACGCAUAAGAAAGGUAGCUUUAAAAGCCAGUAUUUCUAAUAAUAUUAACAUAGCUAACUGUUGACUAAUUUGCAAACUACUAAGUAAAAUGUCAGUUAAACACCUGCAAUAAGAAAAUGAUUCCCAUUAUUGAAGAAUUGAAGGUGGCUUUACUCUUAAAUAUAUAAAUAGGAAUAACAUACGGAGACGUAGUUCUUGCUGCUAGACCAUAGACGAGCCAGAGAUUUAAUGCACUCCACGGAUUCCUCAUUACAGUUUUUUCAGUUCAAUACUCAACACAAAAAAUCUCCCUGAAGUCUUGGCAUCAACUUUUUCAACCAAUGGCUUGCUACCGUUGUUUUGCAUGAAGAUUUUGGCGCGCUUUACACUAAAUGUGUGUUGGAUAACCUUUAAGAUACUUGAGACUGCAAGAUUUCAACAGACCUCAACAUUUGCUCCUUCUCAGAACUGCCAAAUAGACCAAUUUGUCUCAAACUGUUGAUUUUAUAUUGUUUAAAGAGCAUUCUUCCCAAGUCAUGUUUUAGUUCCAUUAGCGCUUUGCGCGCUGAUGGAAGGAAAAAAGUCAGGUCAUUCUGACCCAAAGAGACGCCAAGAUCCUUCUGCAAAAAUAACUCUAUAAAUGGUAUUUCGGCUCCAACAUAAUAAAAUCUGUUAACGUGUCUUUCGCAUACAGCAGUGCAGCUCUACUUCAAAUGUAACAUCACUGCUGCCAGACUGUCAGAAAGUCAAACUGAAAGUUUUAACUUUUUAGUCAACAUCUUUUGCAUAGUAGAAUGUUUACAUGUUUGUAUUUUUGGCAUUUUAAAUGCAGUUUUAUAUUGUUAAGUUGCAUGCUUUGUGAUAUUUGUCAGCCAAAGUGUUGCUUACAGUCCUUAAUGGACACAGCUGUGUCUCUGUGUGUUAAUGUACAUUACUGUGUGUUAAUGUGCAUUAUAUGUCACACUGUGACAAAUAAUGUCACUAUUGUCUCUAAUGCCACUCUAUUGUGCCUAUAUCUUGUGAACCAUGAUGUACUUUACUGCUGCUGUAGCCUAAUUGGUCAAAUCAGAAGACUUAGAUUUUGACUCAGCUAUGAUGAAGUGCACUUUAUCUGAUGACACUUGGGAUUGUGAUUGUUCUCUUUUCAAACAUAAAAUAAUAAUAAUAAAAGAAAUAACGUUUUCUUGUUUAA
Molecule: messenger RNA, 3710 nt
Organism: Poecilia reticulata (guppy)
Lineage: Eukaryota; Metazoa; Chordata; Actinopteri; Cyprinodontiformes; Poeciliidae
Product: dual specificity protein phosphatase 3-like
Biological process (GO): negative regulation of MAPK cascade; protein dephosphorylation
Cellular component (GO): cytoplasm
Molecular function (GO): protein tyrosine/serine/threonine phosphatase activity; MAP kinase phosphatase activity
Source: RefSeq, a predicted model, not a curated record